Molecule: messenger RNA, 2382 nt
Organism: Cinclus cinclus
Lineage: Eukaryota; Metazoa; Chordata; Aves; Passeriformes; Cinclidae
Gene: JMJD7
Product: jumonji domain containing 7
Exons: 8
Coding region: 366-1250 (294 amino acids)
Molecular function (GO): 2-oxoglutarate-dependent dioxygenase activity
Source: RefSeq, a predicted model, not a curated record
UGAAACACAAACAAAACCCCUUCCUGCUUUAUUUAUAAACGCGUGUUUUUAUACUUUUGGCUUUAGGUAAAAUGAUACUUUAUCCUUUUUUUUUAAACUAUUAUUUGGGAAAAAAAUUUAAAUUCCAUUUGUGUUUUGUUUUUUGUUUUUGUUUUUGUUUUUUUUGGUUUUUUUUGGCACUGUGAGGCUUCCCAGGGAGCUGUUUUUAACUCUGUAUCCAUUUGUACUUCGUGUCUUAAACCGUUUCAAAUAAAAACGUGACCAUUUGUUACCGAGCCGCGCCCGCGGUUCGUUGUUCGUGUUCCGGGGGAAGGGGUGGGCGGGGAUAGGGGCGGGGCCGGGGCCGGGGCCGGGCCGGGCCGUGCAUGGCGGAGGGCGCGGCGCUGCGGGCCGUGAGGGGCUGCCUGGCCGCCUUCCCGCGGGAGGCCCGCGAGCUGGGCUGGCCGGAGUCCGUACCCUAUCUUGAUAGGCCUCCGUCCCCACUGGAGUUUUAUCGAGAGUGGGUGAGUCCAAACAAACCCUGUAUAAUUCGCAACGCCAUCAGCCACUGGCCGGCUCUGAAGAAAUGGACCUUAGCGUACCUCAGGGAGGUGGUAGGUCCCAAGGUGGUGAGUGUGGCAGUGACACCAAAUGGUUAUGCAGAUGCAGUGUUUCAGGACCGUUUUGUCAUGCCAGAGGAGCGCCAAAUGCUUUUCAUGGAUUUUUUGGACAUUGUGGAGAAGAAAGUGACCUCUCCCAACGUUUUCUAUGUGCAGAAGCAGUGUUCAAACCUCACUGAGGAGUUUCCUGAACUUGUCUGUGAUGUGCAGCCUGAGAUACCAUGGAUGAGUGAGGCACUGGGGAAGAAGCCUGAUGCUGUGAAUUUCUGGCUUGGGGAGUCAGCUGCCGUGACAUCUUUACAUAAAGACCAUUAUGAGAACUUGUACUGUGUGGUAUCUGGAGAGAAAUAUUUUCUACUGCAUCCACCAAGUGACCGUCCCUUCAUCCCAUAUGAGCUCUAUCAGCCAGCAACCUACCACAUAUCAGAAGAUGGUUCAUUUGAAAUUGUGGAUGAGAAGACCACAGAGAAGGUGCCUUGGAUCCCUCUGGACCCCUUGAACCCAGAUCUAGAACUGUAUCCAGAGUAUGCUCAGGCAAAACCUUUGCAGUGUACAGUGAAAGCUGGUGAGAUAUUAUAUCUGCCUUCCCUCUGGUUCCACCAUGUUCAGCAAUCACAUGGCUGUAUUGCAGGAGACAUACCACAAAAUUAGCAAGAAGAGCAGAAUUAAAGCACUGUCUGAUUGAUGACCACUGUGAAGUAGUGGUGAAUUUUCCAUCCUUUACACAGGAAGAGAUGUUUCCAUCCAGAUAUUAAACUUGGUAGUUUGGUCUAAAUAGAAGCAUACUAUUCCUAAAUGUUUUGCCAUCUUCUGCUUCAAUGAAUUUUCGGUACAGAGUCUGAAGUUGGUUUGUUUAAAGACAGAGUUGCAUUGGCAGCACUGUUGAAGAACUCUGUUGUUUGCUUAUAUUAUUUUUGUCUGUAGUCAAAGCUUUGCUCAUUUCAAAGUUCAGUCAGUAAUAAGGAAAAGCCUGUACUAACUGAACUGUGUAAAGCAGUCUAUGAACACAUUUGUAAAUCAUUACUUUCUGGCCUUAAAAAGUUUUUCCCUUUUCUUGUCUCCUCAGUGAAUUAUUGGUAUGACAUGGAAUAUGACAUUAAGUACAGCUAUUAUCAGCUACUAGAUUGUCUCACAAAAACUGUGAAAAUGCUGUAGCAAAGGUGGGAGGCUCAAGCUUGUGAUGUCUGUUUCUGAUGUGAUACAAUCAUCAGUAUCUGUGACUGGAGUAUAAACAUGAUUCCCCAAAAAGAACUGAAAUGAAAUUAUGGUCAACAAUGCCUGCUGAACACAUCAUGACUAUUUUUCUUGGUUUCAGAGUACAGACCAAUUGGUCAGAUUUUUUGGCUUGUAACUAGAAUUUUGAUAGUAGGAUUUUUAGGCCUUUGCAUGUUACCUCAGGUUAACCAAAUAAAAUGUGAAUGGAGACAAUCUUGGUUUUGAAAAUCCCAAGACAGAAGCCCUGACUGUUUGUUCAGAUCUACAGAUUGUUUUCAUAACAACCCAAGUGGACAAGGAAGGAUCUGCUCUAUGCAUCAGGCUGCAACAGUUCAAUGUAUGUAUUCUGCUUAUGGCAAAAGCCUGUCCUGUUGUAAUUCUCUAAGUUCAGUGGCUGUGGUGUUUUGAUGGUGAGAAUCUACAACUUCUGAAAUAAAUAGGUCAGUUUAAAGCUUAUUUCUGUACUAAUUAAUGUUUUUUCCAAAGUAGACAAUGGCUGAAGGACCAUCUAGGAGUUCAUGUGAAAGUCAAUGUUGGCUAUUUUCCAAUAAAAGCUACACAUUUUUAU